AUGCUCCCCCCUCCACCCCAUCUCCAGUCUGCCGCACUGCCUAGCGUGUGUCUUGUUUUCCAAUCUUCUUCUCUUGGCUGUGUGCUGCAAGCCACAUUUACUUGUACUGCUGCCCUACCUACCCACCACGUUCCCCCUGGCCGUUCUCUUUGUGGAUAA
This is a messenger RNA of Trichoderma asperellum CBS 433.97, 159 nucleotides long. The record is from RefSeq and is a predicted model, not a curated record. Lineage: Eukaryota; Fungi; Ascomycota; Sordariomycetes; Hypocreales; Hypocreaceae.